This is a messenger RNA of Sinocyclocheilus grahami, 718 nucleotides long. Its product is annotated as keratin, type II cytoskeletal 8. Gene Ontology annotation, cellular component: keratin filament. NCBI's taxonomy places the organism in Eukaryota, Metazoa, Chordata, Actinopteri, Cypriniformes, Cyprinidae. Gene Ontology annotation, biological process: intermediate filament organization; keratinization. The annotation marks the transcript as partial. The transcript has 6 exons. Gene Ontology annotation, molecular function: structural constituent of skin epidermis. The record is from RefSeq and is a predicted model, not a curated record.
UAUUCUCAUCUUGCCAAUGUAGGUACGUUUCCUGGAGCAGCAAAACAAGAUGCUGGAGACCAAAUGGAGCCUCCUUCAGAACCAGACGGCCACACGCUCCAACAUCGACGCCAUGUUCGAGGCCUACAUCUCCAAUCUGCGCAGACAGCUCGACAGCCUUGGCAAUGACAAAAUGAAGCUGGAGGCUGACCUGCACAACAUGCAAGGCCUUGUUGAGGACUUCAAAAACAAGUAUGAGGAUGAGAUCAACAAGCGCACAGAGUGUGAGAACGAGUUUGUGCUCAUCAAGAAGGAUGUCGAUGAGGCCUACAUGAAUAAGGUUGAGCUGGAGGCCAAAUUGGAAAGCCUCACUGACGAGAUCAACUUCCUCAGGCAGAUCUUUGAGGAGGAGAUCCGUGAGCUGCAGUCUCAGAUCAAGGACACCUCAGUCGUUGUGGAGAUGGACAACAGCAGGAAUCUCGACAUGGAUGCCAUCGUCGCUGAGGUCCGCGCUCAGUACGAAGAGAUCGCUAACCGAAGCCGGGCUGAGGCUGAGAUGUGGUACAAGUCCAAGUUCGAGGAGAUCCAGACAUCCGCAAGCAAAUAUGGUGAUGACCUUAGAUCAACAAAGACAGAGAUUGCUGAUCUUAACCGCAUGAUUCAGAGACUGCAGUCCGAGAUCGAUUCCGUGAAAGGACAGCGCGCCAAUCUGGAGAACCAGAUCGCAGAGGCAGAGGAA